Oreochromis aureus is the source of this 1117-nucleotide messenger RNA. RefSeq names its product cytochrome c-a-like. The transcript has 4 exons. Lineage: Eukaryota; Metazoa; Chordata; Actinopteri; Cichliformes; Cichlidae. Gene Ontology annotation, molecular function: heme binding; electron transfer activity. Gene Ontology annotation, biological process: mitochondrial electron transport, cytochrome c to oxygen; mitochondrial electron transport, ubiquinol to cytochrome c. Gene Ontology annotation, cellular component: mitochondrial intermembrane space. The record is from RefSeq and is a predicted model, not a curated record.
AAGCAGUGGGAGUGUCCUACUGAACCACUGCAUAUUCAACCACCACCAUUAUAAUUUUGAGAUCUUACUUUCUGAGCUUCAAACUAUCCGGCGCAACGCUGAAGCUGAAGCUAAACACUGAACGUCUGUGCAGAGAACAUCUUGAUCCACAUUUCAUAACUUGUGCAUUAACAGCCCAGAAGUUGCCACUGGUGAUGGGGGAUGUCAAGAAAGGAAAGAAAGUGUUUGUGCAGAAAUGCUCCCAGUGCCACACGGUGGGAAAGGGGGAGCGCCACAAGGUGGGGCCCAACCUGUAGGGACUGUUUGGAAGGCAGACAGGGCAAGCACCUGGCUACUCCUAUACACAGGCCAACAUUGAUAAAGGUAUUGUAUGGGAUGAAGACACUCUGAAUGUUUACCUAGAAAAUCCAAAAAAGUACAUUCCAGGCACCAAGAUGAUCUUCAGUGGCAUCAGAAAGAAAAAAGAGAGAAAGGAUAUUAUAACCUACCUAAAGGAAGCCACCUCUGAAUAGCACACACAAUGCAGAAUGCACAGCCAGAGACGGGCACAAUGCACUGCACAUCUAUGGAUAAAACUAAGUGUUCUCUUGAUGUAUAUGUUUAUCAUCACACAAGUCAGACAUCUUUGAAACUUUGCAGUCAGGGCAUCUGUGAGAGCUUUUUUUAUUUUUGUUGUUUUACAGCCACUUAUGUGGCACACAAACUACUGCUGAUCGAUGCUUGUGUGGAACAUUGUUAGAACUUUGUUUUCUGUUAACGUUCACUGUUCAUAAGUGUUUUCUGUUUAGAUGUAUGAAAUUGGGCAGGCUUUGUGUAAGAGGUUUUUAAUCAUCUUUUCAAACCACUGGGUGUUACAGACUUCAAUCGUUACAGGGCUGCACUUUACUUUCACUGAAUUCAUUUCUGCUUUUGUUUCUGUUCUUUGUUUUUUUAUGGAUUGUAUGGUCAACAAAUAGAUUGCUGUUGUAUCAAAAAAAGAUAAGAGAAUAAGGAACAAUGUAAAGUGCUUAGAUUAAUUUAACAGGCCUCAUUCUUUAUACUGAGUUGGCAUGCUAUUUUACAUUUGCCAAACACCAUUGACUUUGACCUUGUAGUGUUUAGUUAAUCUUAUAUUAAA